Acanthosepion pharaonis is the source of this 711-nucleotide messenger RNA. The record is from the annotation of a GenBank genome assembly. NCBI's taxonomy places the organism in Eukaryota, Metazoa, Mollusca, Cephalopoda, Sepiida, Sepiidae.
AUGAUUUUUCCCACAAUGCGUUUCUCUUGCACUCGUCAUUGUCGUCGUCUUCUUCUCCCCUUCUUCUUCUUCUUCUUCUUCUUCAUCUUCCACUUCUUCUUCUUCUUCUUCUUCUUCUUCUUCUUCUUCUUCUUCUUCACACCCUCCCCCCUCUACUUCUUAUUCCCCUCAUACUCCACAUAUUCUUCUAUUUUACUCACUCCACCUCCUCCUCAUUCUUUUUCACAUUCUCCUCCUCCUCCACCUUGUUCUUCUUCUUUCUUCACACCCUCCCCCACUUCUGUCUUCUUCUUCGUCUUCUUCUUCGUCUUCUUCCCCUCUUCCUCCACUGUUUUCAUCUUUCUUCUUAAUUCUUCACCCUUCUCCUCCGUCUUCUUAAUUCUUCUUCUUCUUCUCCACACCCUCCUGUCCGUCUUCAUCUUUUUCCCUAUCCUCCUCCUCCUCUUCUUUCUCCUACCCCUUCUUCUUCUUCUUCUUCUUCUUCUUCUUCUUCUUCUUCUUCUUUCUCCUACCCCUCCUCCUUCUUCUUCUUCUUCUUCUGCUUCUUUUUUUCUUCUUCUUCACCUCCUCCUCAUUCUUCUUCUCACCCUCAUCUUCCAACGUUUUCUUCUUCUUCUUUUCUUCUUUUUCUUCACCUCCUUAUCCUUCUUCUUCACAUCCCCUCCUCCGUCUUCUUCUUCCCUCCCUGUUCCACCGUUUUCUUCUUCUUAA